Messenger RNA from Moneuplotes crassus, 1608 nucleotides. NCBI's taxonomy places the organism in Eukaryota, Ciliophora, Spirotrichea, Euplotida, Euplotidae. The record is from the annotation of a GenBank genome assembly.
AAUGUACAAUCCAUUGCAUGCAGCUUCAACAGAAAAAAUAGACUUGUUUCAAAAGAGGCCUAUUUUUCCUAUUUUGCAGCUGGAAGUAUCCCUUCAAGAUUUCUGACAAUGAGAUUAUAAGAAAAUUCAUAGAUCUUUGCCGAAUUGUGAUAUGAAAAUUGAUGAUAUAUAUUGACUUCAGAAGCACGAUACAUCAAAUCAGAGAACUCCAACUGUUCCUCAGGUUUCCUCACAGAUGCCUUCUUUGCAGUUCAAAAAUGCUAACAAAUCAGAAUACUCUGAGGAUCUUGGCAGUUCAUCAGGGAGCCAAAUCAGCCCGAUAUCUUCAUUUUCUAUAGUGAAGUUAUCAAGAAGACAAAUGAAGACUAUCGAAAGAAAUUUUACUAAUUCAAAUGCAAGAAAAGAUGUAGUCUAUAAAGCUAUACUCAGAUUCUUUAGGAGAGAGUGUCAGUUCGAAGUCAAGCAGAUGAGAUGCAGGUACUCUAACUAUGAGCAGAUGAAUGGAGUCUCCUGUAACCAUCUUGAUGAGAAGUCUACCACUUUUCUCCAAGAAGUGCUAGGGUUAUCAGCGACGCAUCAACUAAAAGAGCUGUUCUCAGUACUAAUCUCUUUCAACCCUAUUAAACCCGGCCUGGCUGCUUCAAGCUAUGUCUUCAACGAUUUGCUCACUAAUAGCGUUAAAAAAUUUAAUAAAAAGAAUUUGGGCCUACUAUUUUCCAACGAAUUAUUAGCAAAAGUGUUCUUAGCCUUUUGGAAAAAUCAACAAAGAUUCCAACAAAUGGUUACUAGCCUAAACCAAAAGAGAAUUGAAGAAAUAAACCAAAGAGCCUUCAGAUACUACCUCAACAGUCUCCUCCAUACCUGCACUCAGACCCUAAACAUGCCAACUCAUAAAGACCCAUAACCCUAAUUUCUGCUAAAAAAUUAUCAAAAAUUUCAUUGCUUUUAGUCCUAUCCUACCUUUCUCAGUUCAGUUAUGACUGUUGGGAUUUUGGUUGCCUGGCUUUGGAUUAUAGGCUAUAGGUAUUUUAUUUGUAAUUUAAUUGAUUUUUGUCAGAGGUUUGUUCAGGUGGUAUUUGAAGGUGUCUCGAAGGUUUGUAGAACACUGAGUUUGAAAUUUAUGAUAUUAUAAGACUUCAAAUAAAUAGAGAUUAAUGAGGGAUGAGAAGAAUUAGACAGUUCAGGGAAUAACUGAAGUUGAUAAUUUUUUCAAAGUUUUAAUAGAGUUUAUAUGCCUUCUAAAUUUUAGUGAACUUCAAAAAUUAAUAUAGUAUGAGAAAAUAGGGAUUAGAAAUGCAUUAAAUGGUGAAGACUUCUCGUAUAUUUUUGAUUUUGAGGCUUCUAAAGUAUCUGAAGAUGCAUCAAAUUUAAUCCAAUCGGAUCUGAGAAAAAUACUCUAAAAGUCUGAGAAAAGCCUCUUAUAUAUAGUAUCCUUUGACGACUUAUGGAAGCAUUGAGAAUAAUAUUUACUCUCUGGCUCUAAAAUAACCAAAAAUUUUGUCGAAAUUUUCCCAAUCGUUUUGAAUGGUAAAAUUAAUAAUUGAAAGACCGUAUCUUUACCACUUGAAGUUUUUAUAAAAAGUUGGUAGUAAAUUUCACAUUUUGGUG